AUGGCGAUGAACCCCGAACGGGCGAAAAUGCUCAGAGAUGCUUCCGCCAAAGAAGACGAGCUUCCAAAACCGCCACGAGUCAAGUGCAUUCGCAUCACUGGUUCUAAUAUUGUAGCACUGAAAGAUACAGAUGCUGCCAGUCCCACUUCGGAUCGUCCCGAUGCUACAUUACGGAAACGAUCCCGCGACUUUUUCGAGCAAGAACACCUGGGAGACAUUGCAUUUGAUGACCGGCUCCGUCGACAACACGCUCCCCAUCUCCCCCUCCCGCCUCCCCCUAGCCAUCACACGACAUAUCUUACAAGCCUACUUCAAAGCUGGCUGUUGCGGCUGACCUUGGAGCCAAAGCCGACCAAAAAGUCCGUUCCUGCAGUGUCAACACACAUGGGCCAAAUCACAAGCGUCGGGCUGCUUGUAAACGAACUAAUGCGCCGAAUGGGAUUUCCAGUGUUGCGGCUGCCCACCUUGAACCAAGUCAGCCAGCUUGUCCCUGCACGUGAAUACUCCUUGGACCGCGUGGCAUAUGGCUCACUGCUGGAAGAUGUUCGAAAAUUCGUCACACAAUUACGGAAGACUCCACGACAGAAUGCGCAGCUGGGGUCUAUUGCCUCUGGAAAAUGUUCCCUCAUGCUGGACAAGCACCAAAACAACACCCACUGGGCUGUGCGGCAAAGCCCUACUCACAGCAUGUUUAUAGCAUUUCUUAUGUCGUCCUUUUACGGCACAGUUCCCGGUCCUGUUGGUGCUACACUUGCUGAGCAACUCAAGCGUGAAUCUCCGCUUGUGAUGUCGCACGGCGACAUUUGUCCCAAGAAUAUAAUAGUUGACAAGUUCCAAAUCAUUGCCAUUAUGGGCUGGGACUGUGCAGGCUGGUAUCCUGACUGGUGGGAAUAUGUCAAAUUUUUUGAAGCCCGCACCAGUGACAAGAACUCUGACUGGUAUGAGUAUGCAAGCGAAAUAUUUUGUCAAGAAUUCCCUGUCGAGUUGGCAGUAUACCAAGGAGUCGUUCGAUGUCAACUCCCAUAG
Metarhizium acridum CQMa 102 is the source of this 1026-nucleotide messenger RNA. RefSeq lists its product as uncharacterized. Lineage: Eukaryota; Fungi; Ascomycota; Sordariomycetes; Hypocreales; Clavicipitaceae. The record is from RefSeq and is a predicted model, not a curated record.